Molecule: messenger RNA, 873 nt
Organism: Chlorella variabilis
Lineage: Eukaryota; Viridiplantae; Chlorophyta; Trebouxiophyceae; Chlorellales; Chlorellaceae
Exons: 7
Coding region: 1-873 (290 amino acids)
Source: RefSeq, a predicted model, not a curated record
AUGACGGAAAGCAGCAGCGACGAAGGAAUACCACUGGCGCAGAUGAGGGGCGCCAAACCAGCCGAGCUCAAGAGCGAGGAGGGAAAGCCCGGUGCCGCACCCGAGCCAGCAGCUGACGACGGCAGCAGCAAGGAGGACGAUGUGCCGCUCAACACGCGCAAGGCGGGCAAGCCGGCCCAGAACGAAAAGAAACCCACCACAAAGUCGGGUGGCAAGGCAACGGUGGAAGAGGAACCCGAAUCGGGAGGCAAGACGAAGCCGGGCAGCGGUAGCAAGAAGCGGGCGGCGGCGGCGGCGGCGGCCGACAAGCCCGCCGCCAAGAAGCCGGCGGCGGCGGCGGGCGGCAAGAGGAAGGCGGAGGGCGGCAACGGCAGCGUGACGGCGGCAGGGGAGAAGGUGAAGAAGGAGCGCAAAGUGUUUGACAUGCCAGGCCAGACGCGGGACACGCCGCCAGAGGUGGACGCCCUGCGCCGCUUCUACUCCUCCCUCAAGGAGCAGCGGCCCGGCAGCGAGAUGGCCACGCGGUGGUGCGUGCAUCACGGGCUGCUGCCGCGGGAGGAGGCGGAGGCGUGGGUGGUGGAGCAGGCACAGAAGAAGAGGGCGGGCGCGCCGUCGCCCAGCAAGCCGGCAGCCAGGAAGCAGGCGGCGGCAGGCUCGUCGGCCAAGCGCAAGCGGGCGACGGCAGCAAUGAGCGAGGAUGAAGAUGGAUCGUCCGAUUUCAAGAGCGCCAAGAAGAAGCCGGCAGCCAAGAAGAAGCCGGCAGCGGCCAAGAAGGCGGCGCCGGCGGCUGGCAGGAAGCCGCCGCCCACGCGAGACGUGGCCUUCACCGAUGGCGGCCUGAGCGGUGCGCCUCAGCCUGCCGCUGCAGGCUGA